Molecule: messenger RNA, 1737 nt
Organism: Aspergillus nomiae NRRL 13137
Lineage: Eukaryota; Fungi; Ascomycota; Eurotiomycetes; Eurotiales; Aspergillaceae
Product: Zn(II)2Cys6 transcription factor
Exons: 1
Coding region: 1-1737 (578 amino acids)
Biological process (GO): positive regulation of transcription by RNA polymerase II
Cellular component (GO): nucleus
Molecular function (GO): zinc ion binding; DNA-binding transcription factor activity, RNA polymerase II-specific; transcription cis-regulatory region binding
Source: RefSeq, a predicted model, not a curated record
AUGACCCCUAAACCACGUUCGAAAACUUUCACCGGCUGCUGGACUUGUCGAUCUCGUCGUGUCAAAUGCGACGAGCAGCGACCAAGUUGCCAACGGUGUCGUCGCAGUGGACGAACGUGCCAAGGGUACGGUGUGCGGUUGGGAUGGACCAAUUCCUCGGGAACUGUAACGCAGCGUCGGUUACUGCGUUCAACUAGGGCAACGGCAGAACUGUCGCCAGCUGCCGUGAAAGAUAUUUUGAGUGACCUUGACCAUUCUCCGGGAAAAGUGAUUGCUCAGCGAGGGCCAUUUUCGGUCUUUUCAGUCUCUGUGUCGGAGGACUCGAGUCGGAAUGUGCGGGUUCACAAUCAUCGCGAAUCAUCAACGGAGAGCUUCAACGGGGUUCUCCCAUACCCACACGAUCUAUCUGUAUCACCAUCUCCAGAUGCAUCGUUUAUGGCGCAAUGCCGGCUCUUUCCGGAGCCUCCGAAAUGCGUCCUCAACGAAGAUGCCCUCGUUAAGAUUGGCCAAAUAACGCCAAACCCAUCUCAAACGGGACGUAGGCGAUGCGCAGCAGAUACAAACGACAAGAUUCAGGCGCGCCUUGUAGAGAAGGCACACAUCUCAUCCUCGCUGAAUCCUACGAGUAUGUCUCCCCUUGAGAUCGAACUGAUCCAUCACUGGGUCGUCUUCCUCAGCGGAAACCUGCUCCUGAUCGACUUACCUGACAAUCCGUGCCGCACUGUUUUCAUGCCCCUGGCUCUCAAGGGACUGAACUCCUCCGCAUCGGAGUCAAACAUGCACCGUGCUGUCUUCCAUGGACUGUGUGCAGCUUCCGCAUUUAGUCUUUACCAUCUUCGCAGCGAAUCCAAGUACCAAUCUCUUGCUGUUCAGCAUGACCAGCAGGCCAUCCAGCAUCUGCGGCAGAACCUUCGUCCUGGAAGCCGACUAGACGAGACCACACUUGUAGCUGUGCUGACGUGCAUCGCGGCUGAAGCCAUGUCUGGCCGGCGUGGCCGAUGGAGAGCUCAUGUUCUUGGGGGACUGGGAAUGCUGGAAAAUGAGCUUGAUGGCGAGUGGCUGCAAUCGCCAACCGCGGCACGCUUACUCCAGAGUUACUUAUCUCUCUCCUCACUGUGCAAUUUCCGAAUGUCGGCUCAGUUAGUAGGAUUGCUGAAAGGGCUUCCGAACAUCCAGAACUACUUAGAGCGGUCGCAUGGUGUUUCACAGUCACUCAUACAAUUUCUAGCACAUAUAUCUGCCCUCAGGGAGUCACCUAAUCGGACCACAGCUGCGGACCUAGACAAUCUGGAGUUGCAGCUUUAUCUCCAAUUUCCCAGCUCGCACUUCCAGGAAACACCCGAGUCGAUUGUCAUCCAGCAUGCUCUGAACUCCUUUUACUACGCCACCGUUAUCUACUUUCGCCGUUCUCUUCGCCGUGUCCCUGUGGGAGACGUUCAAGACCUCGUGGAGAAAGCAGUCCACGAGCUUGAAGCCGCCGAGGCACUCACCCACCGCAAAGGCGGAUGUGCCUACAAUUGGGCCGGCUUCGUGGUCGCCGCCGAAUGCAGCCGACCGGAUCUACAAGAGAGGAUGCUGGCUUUAUUCGAUCGCAAACGCCGGCACGGAAUCACGAACAUCCAAUCAUUGUGCGAAAUCGUUACGAUCCUGUGGCAACGACGAGCAUCUGCGCCUGGAGUCGAUAUUCAUUGGGAGGAGAUUGCUAACGAGGCUGACUAUGAUAUCAUGCUAGUAUGA